AUGAAUCCACCGAACAUCGAAGCAGCACACAUAGAUCUUCCUAUAGAUGUCAACCCAUCAACGACGGAAGAAAUCAGAAUGGCCAUCAGACAAAUCAAGAACGGGAAAGCAGCAGGACCCGACAACAUACCAGCUGAAGCACUGAAAUCAGACAUCAAAGCAACCACAAGCAUGCUUUAUCUUCUAUUCAAAAAGAUUUGGGGGGAGGAACAAGUGCCGAUGGACUGGAAAGAAGGGCACCUCGUCAAGAUUCCAAAGAAAGGAUAUCUGAGCAAAUGUGAAAACUACAGAGGCAUUACACUAUUGUCAAUACCAGGGAAAGUCUUCAACAGAGUGUUGCUGAACCGGAUGAAAGACGCAGUAUACGCCCAACUUCGAGAUCAACAAGCUGGAUUCCGUAAGGAUUGGUCGUGCACAGACCAAAUUGCAACACUGCGGAUCAUCGUCGAACAAUCAGUUGAGUGGAACUCGUCACUGUACAUCAAAUUCAUUGAUUAUGAAAAGGCAUUUGACAGUGUAGAUGGGAGGACAUUAUGGAAACUUCUUCGACACUACGGAGUUCUUGAGAAGAUUGUCAAUAUUAUCCGGAACUCAUACGACGGACCACAGUGCAAGGUCGUGCAUGGAGGACAGCUGACAGAUGCAUUCCAAGUAAGGACCGGAGUAAGACAAGGCUGUUUACUCUCUCCUUUCCUCUUCCUUCUGGUGGUCGACUGGAUUACGAGGACCUCGACAUCUGAAGGAAAACACGGAAUACAAUGGACAGCUCAGAACCAAUUAGACGAUUUGGACUUCGCAGAUGACCUAGCCCUCCUAUCGCAUACACACGAACAAAUACAGAUGAAGAAAACCAGUGUAGCAGCAGUCUCUGCAUCAGUAGGCCUCAACACAAAUGAAAAGGCAAGAUCCUCAAAUACAACACAGAGAACACCAAGCAACACAAUCACACUUAAUGGCGAAACUCUGGAGGAUGUGGAAUCUUUCACGUACCUAGGAAUCAUCUUCGAUGAACCAGGAGGAUCAGAUGCAGACACAAAGGCGACGAUUGGCAAAAUGAGCCAUUGUCCUGUAGAAUAUUCAAAUCCUAAUUCCCAGAAUACCAUAUCUUAUAUUACCUCAGAUUCUGUUAUUAGUGUCUCGUUCGCAGAUUGUCAGUCGUCUAGUCCUUCAUACCACUCUCUGUCAUCAAGUACGACUCUUCCUGGUGUUGGCUCUUUCUUGGAUAAAUCAAAUCACCUUUCACACUAUUCUCCUAAUAAAUAUUAUGAUACAGAACCUACUGUAAUUCCGGGACACUCUUACGUUGAGAACACUGGCGUUUUCGAUAACAAUCUUCCUUAUCCAAUAAAAUCGGAGGCCAUUCACGAAAUAGUAUCUGGGACGUUUAUUACUCCAGAUGCACACAACCAAUCAUGUUUUACAUCUUCACAACCUCUAAAAUCAUUAAACCCAAGUCUUCCUGUCCAAUCAAGUGAAUCUUUGUUAACUGGUUUCACUCAUCCACUUUCUAUGGACCAUACUGUUUUAGAAGACGGUGGGUUAGAUUUGGAUCGAGUGUUUGUCGCUAUUAUUAAUGAUCGAAAUUCUGAACAUGAUAUCUUUAAUGAUACUGAUGUUAAUUGUGACAGUGAACGCUGUUCAAUUGAUAAAUCAAAUUCCUGUAACAAACAGUUACUUAAUAAUAGUAUUCAGUCGUCUGUUAACCAAAGUAUGCUAACAGAUGAUUCAGAGGACAAAAGUUUAUUACAGUACUAUCCUGUAGUAGAUACUGAGAAGACAACUCAACAUCAAACCCAUCCAAAAACAUCCCCCAUUUCAGAAGUUGACCAAACACGCAAGUCAUCUGGAUCAUCCGAAGUUUCAACCCGAAUGUGCGUAGUUUGUGGUGACAAAGCUUCAGGGUUCCAUUAUGGUGUGUCUACAUGCGAGGGUUGUAAGGGUUUCUUUCGACGUGCUAUACAGCGUGACCAAUCAUAUACUUGUGCUAAAAAUGGUACAUGUGAGAUAAAUAAAACGCUUCGUAAUAAAUGUCAACAAUGUCGACUCCUCAAGUGCAUUGCUGUGGGAAUGUCGAGAGAUGCUGUUCGUAAAAGGCGUCAUGGUAAAAAACGGGAACAGUCUUCUUGUGAAUCAGUUACCUUGCCUAGUUCAGAUUCCUCAAACAAAUAUGAAACAUCAGCAUAUUCGUCAGGUUCUGCAGACGUAGUUUUAACUCCAUCUGAAGCACAUUUAAAUGAAACUACACUUAAGCCCCACGAAAUGCCAAUAACAUCAACUAAUUUUCAACCAUCAUCUUCAUCAAUACCAUCUUCUACUAAUAUUUCUUUAACCUUAUGUAAUAAUAAUAAUAGCGAUAAUAGUAACGGUUUGACUAAGGAAGAUCAACAAACUCUAGACAAAUUUGAUCGUUUUUUAAACUAUUGUAAAGAUCAAGCUAUCAAAUAUCAGGCGAAUAGUUGGAAUAUUUCUAAAUCUGAUUAUUAUCACUUAUCAGGAUCUUUAUCAAGACAUCUAUCUCCCAUAAAGCAUACUCCCUAUGAAUUGGGUGAAUCAUUAAAGCUUCUUACAGUGGAUGAAAUAUUUUGUCCUGCUCAACUUAAAUUUACACAUGAAUUCGCCUGUCAUUUAGAGCAGUUCAUACGACUUUCUCAGCAUGAUCAAUCUAUCCUAUUAAGAGAUUGUUUGCCUGAACUUGCUAUAUUAAUGUUAUGUCGCGAAAAUCGGAACAAGACUCAUAUGAACUUUUCAUCUACAUCAGUAAAUUAUCAAUUGAAUUGUUUAUUUAGUCCAUGGUUUCCGAAUGCAGUAGUUACAGAUUCCUCUCUGGAUUGUCUACAUAUGACUUGUGAUAGUAUAACUUCUCAAAGUAUUUUUCAAUUUGCUUCAAGACUUCAGCGAUUACAUUUGACAAAUAUGGAAUUUGGACCACUUAUUGGUGUGAUACUUUUUACUCCAGAACGUUCUGAUCUAUUAGAUAUUGACUUUGUCAAUCGUACACAAAAUUUAUGGGCUGAAUUAUUACGUCGUUAUUGUGAAAGUAAUGGAUCACAAACACGUUGUGCUCAUUUAAUUAUGAUUUUAUCUACACUACGUGAACUUGCCUCUAAAAUAACGCAUAAUUUAAAUGCAUGGUAUAAAUUAUCCAAUACUCCAAUGUCAAAUUGUCUUAAAGAAUUUCUUUAUUCUUCCAGUUUUAAUUCAAUGGAUGAUUGUUUUUAAUUAUUGUGUAAUUUUCUUAUGAUUUUUCUUGGUGAAUAAUAGUGAGAGAUAUCUCUUGCCGUUUUUUUUAAAGAAAAAACAAUUAGGAUUACAUACUACAUAUCUUGUAUUUGUGUUUAAUUUUGCUCUGUUAUUAUUUUAUGAAUAUAUUUGUAAUUAUCUAGAUGAUCAAAUGUACGCACACAGGUUACCUGUUUACUAAAUGAACAUGAAUUUUAUAAAUUUUUUUAUAAAAAAAAACAAACAAAACUUUACCUUAAUGUUCAUACGCACAAUGAUAAUCUCAACUCUUUGAUAACUUAUAGUCUAUCAAUACUAUUUUAGUGGUUAAUUCGAUUAAAUUAGGGAAUGAUAAUAGAGAAAGGUUUAGAAGUGAUUAUGUGUAAGACCAAAUUAUUUCUACUUGCUUGUCUUUUUACUGCUUAUCAUGACGAUUUUUUUCAUUUUUUUUUCUGUCUCAUAAUUUUUUUUUUACCAAUUUUGUUGAUGCAAUUUACAAGGAUCUCUUAUUUUCGAAAGAAAAUAUUCACGCACAAUUAUUAUUAUUAUUACUAUCUAUAUGAAUAAUAAUAUUAUUAAUAAUCCAGUGAUUUCGACUUACCAUGACUAUUAAUACGAUUUAAAACUACUAUGCGCCUCAUUAUUUUGUUUACAAUUAUAUUCUGACGUAAAAAAUUGAUAAACAUUAACUCAUUUUCAUCUUUUCCUCCACCCUUCUGUCUCUUUGUAAUGUACAUUGUGUUUACAAAAUGGUAUUCCUGUAAACAACUACUCUCACGCAUAUCUCCUGUUUUUAUAUAUUGUAAAACUGUGUACUUUUGUGUGUUUCUUGUCUUUGAUUUUUUUAUCUCUACUAGUAGUGAUAUAAUUCUUGUAUUCCGUCUUCCGAUUUAUUACAUGAUAAAAAACCGUCUGAAAAAAGUGUAAUUUCAGGACAUUUUGUCAAUAUACAUUGUUG
This is a messenger RNA of Schistosoma haematobium, 4177 nucleotides long. RefSeq lists its product as uncharacterized. The record is from RefSeq and is a predicted model, not a curated record. Bases 1 to 3219 code for a protein of 1072 amino acids. NCBI's taxonomy places the organism in Eukaryota, Metazoa, Platyhelminthes, Trematoda, Strigeidida, Schistosomatidae. Gene Ontology annotation, biological process: positive regulation of transcription by RNA polymerase II; cell differentiation; negative regulation of transcription by RNA polymerase II. The transcript has 8 exons. Gene Ontology annotation, molecular function: zinc ion binding; nuclear receptor activity; RNA polymerase II cis-regulatory region sequence-specific DNA binding.